Messenger RNA from Thecamonas trahens ATCC 50062, 3556 nucleotides. RefSeq lists its product as uncharacterized. The transcript is spliced from 2 exons. The coding region runs from base 1 to 3501 and encodes 1166 amino acids. Lineage: Eukaryota; Apusomonadida; Apusomonadidae. The record is from RefSeq and is a predicted model, not a curated record.
AUGGCGGUGACGGGCGAAGCGGGUGUGUACGGGAGCGGUGCGUUCCGAGCGCGGCUGGGGCAUGUGCGGGCAGUGGCGGGAAGAGAGGGCCUGGACGCGGUGGUGGCGGUGACGGGCAUUGACGCCCGGCACGACGAGGGCAUGCGACGGUUUGCCAACUAUCUCCUGCUGGGCUACUCUGGCGGCGGCAUUGCGCACGAGCCGAAAGAUCGAAAUCUGGCGCGAGCGCUGGAGGAGCUGGUCAUGAUCAUCACGCCGGAUACGAUGGCUAUCGUAGCGCCACCACACGCGCUCGCCCAUCUCGUGGCCCUCACCGCCGCCUCGGACAAUGUGCGCCUGUUUGUCCUCCCAGCUUCCGGCAGCGAGCCCCCGGCAUCAGACGAGCUGGACGAGUUCAAGGCCGCGACGUUUGUCCACGCCAUUGACGAGCUCCUGCUGUGGCCGCCGGCACCGUCGCGGGCCAAGCCGCGGGUCGGCCUGCCGGCCCUCGAUCUCGACGCCGAGGACGGUCGCCAGUUUGAGCCGAUGGAUGCCGAGCGCUGGCCACUGGUCCAGGCAUAUGGCUAUGUCCCGCUCGAUGGCUCGUCGACGCACACCUUUCGCCCGGUCGGUGUUGCCGGAUUCUUCUCGAUGGUCUUUGACGUGGUCGGCAUUCACAAACUCCUCACCGCCCAGGUCUACCCGGCGUGCGACGUGCAGACGCUGGCUUCGGCACACCACGUGGCACACUCGCAGCUGGCACCCAACUGGGAGCUUAUGCUGAGCACCAUGGAUGCGGCAUCGGCCCGGCUGACUCUUUACCGCUACGGCAUGGUCGGCCGCGAGGUACCCGGGGCGACGCCACCGGCCGUCAAUGUUGUCCAACUCGGCUCACACUGCGUGGCCACUGUGUCGUGCACCGAGCCAUCGUUUGGAGUCUCUCUGGCGCGCACGCUGUUUGUGGUCAACGCGCCGACGAGCGACGUACCACCGGACAUGCCGCAGCCGUCGGCCGCUGCGGCGACGAGCGAUGCGCCGGCCAAGCCGCGCUCGUUCUCGCUCUUCUCUUUCCACCCCGGCUUCAACUCGGACUCGGACGACGAGAGCGACUCGGUUGACGAGAGCGACGAUGGCGUCGGCGACGUCGGGCCAUCUGACGACGCCGCCGAUGCCCGGGUCGCGGCCCUGUUCCGUAUCUACACCACGAUGGUGGCAGCGCUGCCGCGGGUGGCAGCCCGGUUUGUGGCAACGCUCAGCGGGCGUGACGGGGGCAGCGUCAUGGGAGACAGCGAACUGGGGCGUGUCGCACGGAGCGAGCUUGGUAGUGUGCUUCCGGACGCGGCGACGGUCCGUGGCUCUGUGCGGCUCACCUCACACGGAGCGUUCAAUCAACGCAUUCCAGCCGAGCCUCUGCCGGCUUGUCCGGGGCUCCUAGCUGUCAUCACCAUCGAAGUUGUUGCCAACGACGUGGUCCUCUCGCACGGCGAGACGUAUGCCGUGUCUGGCGAGCGGUUUGCGGCAGUCUCAGAAGCUGCAGACGUGCAGGUGUGGGACAAGAGGCGGCGCAAGCUGACAGUGGCGUCUGCCGCGGCUGCCUGCGGCCUUGGAGCCGCCGUGUCGCCGCACGCAGUCCCUGGCGUUCUCAGCGCGGAGCGACUGACGCUGGACGGGAGCGUGAGCGUGUUUGAGGGCGGACUCGUCUUUGGCUCACGAAGGACCGGGCUCAUGGUGGUUCCGCUUGCUAUGCCAGCAUUGCUGCCGCUUUCUGUGGCGACGUACAACUCGGUUGAUGCCGAUAGUGGGGCGACGGUGACCCAUCUAGACGUUGUGAUGCCGAGUGCGAGCCUUGCUUCUGCCGCCGCGCGGCUCGGCGGGCUCUCGCUCGGCAGGCUGGUGGCCUGCGGCGAGCCGGUACGGCUGUCGAUGACUUUUGAUCGCGCGGCGUCUGGCUGGCGAAUGGUGGCACGGUCAGCGUAUGCAUUGUGGCGCCCGUUGUGGGACGAGGGCGAGGUCGUGGUGCGUCUCGAAAUGCCGACCGUCGAACCGGCAGAGUCGCUUCCAGUCCGUCUCGAGCCGUCGUUUGAGGACUUUGCGGUGUGUGCGAGCCUCGGGGCCAAGAGCAAGACGCCGGUGGCAAUCGAACAUGGAGAGCACGCUGUCCCCGUAACGGUUGUCUGCGGUGCAGCAUGCGCCGGGGCUGACACGCUGGUAGCCUCGCUGAUCGAGACCUCGUCCGAGCGGCACCAGUGGAGUGUGGUCUCGUCCGCGCUUGACGAUGAGGCGCUGUUUGAUGACAGCGCGUGGGCGGCGCGAGUCCGCGACGCAGCGACCGAGGCACGCAGCGCAGUUGAGCCGCGGACGGGGCGAGUGGCACUUGUGGCGCCUGCGUACGUGGAUGUGGCGGCAGUUACGACCAUGCUUGAGGGUCCAGGCAUGCGUGACGAGGUGUUCAUUGCGUCCGUGGUCGCCUUGGUCCAUCCGGUUCUUCAUCAGAUGCCGAGCGGCCGGGUGGGCGCAUGUGCACCGCUGCUGCCGAAUGCCGCGAGCCUGCUCCGCCGCGGUUUUGUACAGGCGGUAGUGGUGCGGAUGCCCGAGGCGAAGGACAGCGACCACAGCAUCGAGACGACCCGGGCCUCGGUGGCUGCCCGCAACCCCGAGGCGAGCAUGGUCAUGGGUUCGCAUUCUGGGCGAGUUGUCCACCCUGCGGCCGUCGACGAGCUGCUGAGGCUCGACGCGUGGCAGGCGGCGAGCCAGGCCGAGCUGCGGGCAUUGUGCUCUCCGGAUCUGGAAGUUGCCGCGAGCGUGGCGGCGCGGCAUGUGACACUGGUGGUGGCGAGACUGCCGAUGGUGCUGGAUGAGGCCUGCCUCUUGCGUGUCCUCCGCAACCUUCUUGGCGGCUCCGUGGCUGGACCGGACGGCACACCGCUACAGGUCACUCGUGUCCGCGGCAUGGCUACGAUUACGAGCGAUGGGAGCGCGGUGUGGCGAGCGAGAGUCAACGGUUCCUCGCUCCUAUCGCCAGCGGACGCUCAUGAGGCCGUGGGUGCAUCGUCGGCGCGCGGCAUGUCGGGCGUCUCGCCAAGCGUCGAGUUUGUCGAGCUUGGUGAUGGGCAGCAUGCAGAGAGUGGCAGCGUGUUUGCGGUUGAUGGGUCGUAUGUGACCAAGCGCGCGGUUGUGACCGCGCUGCUCGACGCGCGAGUUCCGCUGCCGGUAGAAAAACCGACAACGCGGACGGCAGCGUCUCUGAGCCAGGCAGAGAUUGCCGACAUCCGAGCAGCGUCCAAAGACGAGCCUGUUCCCGACGGGUUCUUCUUUGAUGGCCGCGCCUACGUCGACGCGGACGGCGGGCGGUGGUUUGACCAUCCCCGGCUUGGCGUGCUCAAAGCCGAGUUUGUGGCGAGGACCAACGCUGCCGCCGAGGCGCACAACGCGCAUGUGGCCGAUCUUGCUGCCCAUCGGGCUGCCGAAGCCAGACAAGUCUUCGAGCUCAACGGCUGCUCACCAGCAGAGCUCGACAGUUGACGCACCCAAGGUUCCGAGCGGCUGUUGCGUACAAAUGAAAGCGCUUAGUCAGCUG